AAAAUUGAUCCUCGAACGAAUUAACCCCAAUCCUGCCGCACUCAGCUGCCGUUCUUUGUGUUUUUGUUUUUAUUGUACACAAUUUAUUUUAAAUGUUAAACAAUUAAUUAUUUUACGAAUGGAACGAAAAGGAAACUCAAUGCAAAACGACGACUCAUCAUUGGGCAUACUCAAUAUGGAUAGCUUAAAGGGCAGAGGAAGAUUUUUUGGUGACUUGUCGAAUGAAUCUUUUAAAAAUACCUAUAGAAGUAAAAGUCCCACAAAUAUGUCCUCGGAUCGAAGAAUUAGUGAUCGUCUUAAUAUGGAACGUAAAAAAGCUUUGGAGGCAUUACAAAAAGCCGAUGCCAAAUCUCCUGAUGUUUUUAAGAAACCUCAUCAAGUCUCGGCCAACAAGGAAAAUAUGAAAAGUAUUAUUAAUAAUGGCUCUUCAGCUACAGAAAAUUCAAUGCCACUUGAUCAUACCGACUAUGUACCAUUUCGUCGUCCCAAUACAAUUAAUAUAUCAGAUCUUGUAACAGAUGAAACAAUACAUUUGGAGACAACCUCAUCGAACCCUCCAUCAGCCUGUAAAGAUGCAAAAAUUUCAUUUGAGCCCACCGAAAUAACAGGUCGCUCAACGCUUUACAAAAAAGAAAUACGCAAUAUAAAGGCGCCAACAGCAAUGAAACAAUUGAAAAACAUAUCAGUUGAAGAGAUAUUGGCUUCAUCGUUUGCGCCGAAAACCCGUAACCUUUGUAAAACUUUGCAGGGCAAUUGUGAUACAUCACUGAAUGUGAGUGGUGGUGGUGGAGAAAUGGAUGCAACUGCCAGUAAACUGCAUGGCAUUUCAAUGGUAUCUUCUUCAACCGUGUGCAGUUCUUUCGACCAAUAUCAAGACUCGAAGAGUCUGCCGCGUACAGCUGAUAUGUCAAUGUCAAAGAAAUCAUUUUCACAAUUAUCAUUUAACGGCGAUCAGGGGACAUCAUUUUCAUUUAGUGCCGGUGCAGGCACCGGUAAUGAAACUGGUAUUUCCAGUGAAGAAUUUGCUCCGGGAGAACUGAUGCAAUCGAAACUAUUAAUGGAUGAAAUAUCCUGGGCCCAAGAAUAUGCUGCCAUACCGGCAAAGACAUUGAGUGAACAGGCCAAAGAAAAGGCGGCCAUAAACGAGGAAGUGGUGUCAAAUGGCUUUGACUCGCCCUCAACAUCAAACUCCAUAAUAGCCGGCGAUCCCAAUUUUUCGGUGGGUAACUUCUUCCAUAUGCGUUCUGAGAAUAUAUGGGACAUUGUUAAGUCCAAAAGUCCUGACAAAUGUCGUACCCCAUUUGCCCUGGUAGAUGAAGAUGAUAGUAACAUGGUUAGCACUUCGAAUAUAAACGGCGAUGGAUAUUCCGUACCUGCCACACCCAUAAUAGAUAAUAAGACCUACACUCGUGUUAAUAGUCAGUUGGAUGUAAAUCAUGAAAGCAAGGAUUCGGGAAAUGCCUCAGAAAAUUCAUAUCUUUUAAGUAUGUCAGCUAUUGGUAGGGCUCUGGAAAAUCUGGAUGGCGCCUCAAGCACCAAAACAAUUAAAUCAACCACUCUGGAUGUCACUCCCAAGGCUGAUAAUAAAACUUAUACCAGAGUUUCGAGUAUAAUUAACUCAAAACAUGAGAGCAAGGAUUCGGGGAAUGUUACCGAUAAUUCCUAUUUGUUGAGCAUGUCUGCCAUUGACAGGGCAUUGGAAAAUUUGGAUUCCAAAAAUACCUCAACUACUGCCCUAACUGGCCAGCUAAUAAUGCAGGCCAAGAAAUCACGCUCAUGCAUGAACCCCCAAACGAUGGGCAAUGAUAAUAGCUCCGCUGCCACCAUGGAUUCGCGGCCUCGCAGCGCCCUAUCCUUGGAUUCUGAUAUGAAAAUGCCCAGCCAUGAUAUGGCAAAUCUGAUAUUAGAGAAUAAGGAAAAUGUUGAUCCCAUAACAGGACGUGGCAGCAAUGGCAGCAGAAUUGACCUCUCCGACACCAUAAGCUUUACAGAGUCACUUUUAAAUUCAAGUGAUAUGAAAAAAAUGGAACGUAGUCAAACGCAGCAAAAAAUGCCACGAUCACCUCUGAGUCCAAUAGAAGUGGCAACGACCACUCCAAAUAUAUGUAUUACAGAGGCAGCCGUCGAUGAUGGGGCCGAGGCGGACAAUGAUGAAUGGCCUGGUACGCCAAAACAAAAUUUAAGUCGCCGUGUACGACGCAAAUCUCCACGUGAGCGCAGCCCUAUGCGACCAGAUGUUGCAGAUUCGCCGCAUGAAGAUGAUAAUGCCAGAACUCCUGUUAAUUCUCGACCAUCUCGUGCCUAUGUAGUUGAUAAAAGGGUGACUGCGGUUGGUGUGGCCACCAAUAAAGAACCUAAAUCUCUAUGUUCCACCCGCCUUGAUGGUGAUCCUCGAAAUGCUGCUGUUGAUUGUGAUUUUGGCAUAUCACCUAAUCUGUCGUCAAGCAAAGUGGGUGCCAGUUUGGCAAUACGUAGUACCAGCAAUGCUCAGCUAUCACCGCGUAGCGUCAGUGAGUUUAGAGUAGAAAGUUCUCCACUUUCGUCUACGGCGUCUGCACGUUAUCAAUAUUCUCAAAGUUCAUCACCCACACCAACCUUGGAUACGACAAGUAACUCAGAACGCCAGUUGCUUUCGGCUGGUGUUGGUGGGGGAGGUGCAGGCUUGGCCCGUAAAGUUGUCUCCUCACCUGUGGGUAGUGAAGCGUCCAGCACCUGUAGUUACAGUACAGUACAUUCGGCUCGCUCAGUGGCUUCAGCUUCGAAUAUGCGCAGUAUUUCACGCUGCUCUAAUUCCAGUGAAUUUAGCCAUCGUGAUGGCAAACAAAUUCCGCUUAAAGUUACCACGCUGGAGUUGUCUUGGGGCAGCAUUAAAUUGCGUAGCGAUUCACGCAAGUCGAUGCAAAUCAAAAACAUUGUCAGCAAACGUUUGGUCAUACGCAUUGAAGUGAGUGGCCCAGGCUUUCAAAUUGUCAAUUCGGAACGUAACAAUACCAUAACAAUGCAUUCCCAAGAAUGUCGUUCCAUAAACAUUAGCUUUUGUCCCACUGUACGUGGUGUGGCAAUUGGUAAACUAUCAUUCUACGCCCCCACCACCAAUGGUUCGGGUUUGGGGCAAUCUUUUCUCGAUGUUGCCCUUUAUGGGUAUGGUGGCAAUGCCAGUGUUGUGCCACAAAAUAUUUUAAUGGGACCCGUCGGAAGUCCCUUCAUAACAAUGGGUGAUCUAUGUGAGCUUACACAUCCUUUGGAACGCACCGUAAGUUUCUAUAACAAAGGUCCGUUAAUGGCAUUUGCUGUGGUGUCCAUUGACUCGCUGGGCCUUUUAUUGCCACGCCUCUGUGAUGCCUUUGAAAUAUAUCCUCAAAAAGUUUUGAUACCUCCUCAGCACACAGUGGAUGUGCGCAUAACAUUUAAGCCGCGGCGAGAGGAGAUCAAAAAAAUGUUAAAGAAAAUGAGAAAUGUCCUAACCCUGGCCAAUAUGCGUGUCAUAUGCGGCGAUGAGGCCAAUCGUCAGCGCAUACGUCGCCUCCUAAAACAAAUGAGUGAAAAAGAUCGUGCCAAAAUGUCCUCAAAUGUCUUGGAUAUGCUGUGGACUAAAUUUGAAAAUGAAAUGGAAAUGAAAGAGCUGGAAAAUAUUCAUGAAAAUCCCAGUGUUGCCAUGGAUUUGGCUUCGGGUUUUCGUAUACAUGAGAUACUGCUGACCCUUAACUAUGAUAAUAUGGAUGAAACUGCCGAGGCCUCCUCGCUAUUUUUGCCGGAGGGAGAUGAAACCGUGUUGUUUCGUACCGUCGUAUGUGCUGCAGAUUCACCAACACCACCGCCCACAUCAAGUCUGGGUACGGUGAAUGAAAUGUAUGAAGAUGAGGCUGAGGGUGAAGAGGAGGAGCGACAACGUUCCACCAGCAACAGUGCCAGUGCAAGGCAUCAGCAGCAACAAUUGAUUUCAUGGUCUGUUAAGCCAUCAAUUUUGGAAAUUAAUUUAAAUCGCCGUUUUGAUAGAUCAUCACUGUUUGUCCAUAAUGGAUUUAAAUCACGACGAUAUUUUGAAAUUGCAUGCAAUAGGAAACAGUUAUUUAAGUUUAGCCCCUCUGAAGGUUACGUGGCUCCGGACAGUGGCCAAACGGAAGUUGUGGUCAGUCUCAGUGCCAAUGCAAAAGAAGACGAUCUAAGAGAUGAUGUCUUAAUUAUGGUUUAUAUGGAAAACGAAAGGAUUACGGUUCCAGUGAAAUUCAUCAACAACGUCUUUUAAAAAUAAAUGUUAAAUGUUUUGUCCUUUUUUUAUUUGGUCGAUUUUAAGAUAUAUAUUUUUUGUAAUUUUAAAACGUAUAUUGCUAAUGAUCUAUAGCUACCCUUUCAUUUAUUUAUAUUAUAUUAGCAAGCAACAAACAAUUGGUUUUAGGAAUGUAAUAAAAAUAAAUAUCCAUA
Musca domestica (house fly) is the source of this 4422-nucleotide messenger RNA. It is a transcript of the gene spd-2, whose product is annotated as dentin sialophosphoprotein. The record is from RefSeq and is a predicted model, not a curated record. Lineage: Eukaryota; Metazoa; Arthropoda; Insecta; Diptera; Muscidae. The transcript is spliced from 8 exons. The coding region runs from base 119 to 4246 and encodes 1375 amino acids.